Messenger RNA from Closterium sp. NIES-67, 4922 nucleotides. NCBI's taxonomy places the organism in Eukaryota, Viridiplantae, Streptophyta, Zygnematophyceae, Desmidiales, Closteriaceae. The record is from the annotation of a GenBank genome assembly.
GAAAGUUGUGAAUCGCAACUUGAAUUCUUUCCAGAGCAGCAUAUUCCUGUCCCCCUGCCCAAGCGCGUCUCCAAUUCCUUUUGGAGGGAAAAACCAUGGGGUGCUGUUUACAAUUUUGACCCUAAUGCCCUUGUUGUCGUGGUUGCUGCCAGUUCGACAGCUGUUACAUUUGUUUACGAGAAACAUAAAACGCGUAGGGACCCGCAUGCUAUUUCGGAUGGCAUCAACCCUAAACUCGCGAGUUUUGUGGGACUUUAGGGUUGAUGCCACCCCGAACAUAACAUCUGCUCAGGGCGGGUCUACCUAGUGUAAACAUGACCUGUCUAUCGUUUCCUCCAGAAGGAAUUGGAUUCGCGCUCGAGCAGGGAGACAGGAAUAUGCUGCUCCGAAAGGAAUUCAAGUUGCGACCCGCAACUUUUUUGUCAUUCCCUCUCCAAUGCCGGUCCGGUGGUGUCUGGACUCUGGCCCACUGUGGGUUGUGUUUCCCUUCCCUCCGCUCUCUGCCUCCUCGAGAUCGUCCGUAUCUUCAUGGCUGCCUCCAUGGCGCAUUGUGCUGCGCCAACACUUCUACAGUAUUUCAUGGCCCUGCUUUUAUUGGGGCGAGGGGAAGUGAAUUCUGAGAUAGAGCAAAGUGGCAGUGGUUUGUUUCCCUAGUUCCCCUCCAACUGGAGUGCGUCCACGAUAAGUCUUCCCAGCAUCAGUACACUAAUCUAGCAACCUUUUUUUCACAGGGAGGAUAUGGAAAGUUGGGAACUUUUACGAGCGAAAAAUCGUCGUAGGCAUGCUUUACCCCCGUAUCUCGUGUGGCGGUGGGUCGUGGCUCUGCUGGCUCGUGUGCUGGAACAGUAGGGUAGCUGUAUCAGUGGUGGGCACUCUCUGGUGCCUCUGCGUCGCGCUCAGCCCCAUGCCGUCUCUGUCGUCGUGACUCGUCUCGGCCCUCCCCCAUUCACAACUGGCAAGUCGAUGAUGCUCGACUCUCUCGUCGUGUCGCGCAAUAAUAGUUACUCAGCCCGUCGCGUCAGCACGGCCUACUAUCAUCAUCACUUCAAACGGCCAGCACGCUCGGACAGGCAGACGGUCCCUCCGACGCUGGCUCUCAGCCUCGGCUAGGUCCGAGCCGAGCGACGGCUACCAGCCAGCCUGAUGUUUCUCUGCCUCGUUUUAACAUCCAGCCUGGCAGCCAGCUAUUGCGUGACCGCGAGUGGUGAGGGUGGCGUGGCGAGGCGACCUCUUUUAUCCGAACCGAUGGGAGCAGCUGGUUGGUUUGGCCACCGAAGUUUUGGAGCUAUGGGUCCGAACCGAACGGCAUUGAGGGAUUACUACUGUACCAGUUGCUGUUACUUGGCAAAGGGGAGAAGGCUAUAAACUUUUAGUGUCAUUCUCGAUAACUAUUCCCGUCCCCGUCCGUCUGAGCGACUCGGAACCUCACUCGGAGUAAGCUUCAGCUGCGGAUUCCUAUUCUAGUUACCUCGGAUUCGUCGGUUUGGGAAUCAUGAUAGUACCCUCCACGCGGCAUGAUGAACGCCUCUCUCCAUACCGCAAUUUGCUCCGACAGUUCGUGAAGCAAUCACCGCUAGGCGAAGCGGUUUUCUCGGCUCGGCCCGUGGCAAUUGGGGUGGGGUGUGACUUGUUCGCGGAGCAUAAGGAAUUCAGGAGGAGUGGAGGCGGAAAAGUACGGAGAAGGGUGGGGGGAGCGGAUGGUCUGGUUUUCAUGACGUUUCAUUUCAGCCACAAUAUUCAUAUUCUAGUCCUCAUCCAUAGCAUUCUAGACUUCCUAACUCUCUAGACCUAAUAUACUCCAGGCUGGAGCCGUCAAGCCUUUCCAAGUUGAAGCUCCAAUUCUUCCAUGUCGGCGCACUUCUUUCGGAGUUGCGUUCAGAGCUAGUAGGCCCUCAUCAUAGCUGUGACAACGAGGUCAGCGCCGGGCUGGUGCGUAAUACAUGGGUUCCAGCGGGGGGAACGGCGCGAGCAGUCUCGCGGAGUACCUGUUCGGCGCAGCUGGCGGCAGCCUAUCAUCCUCUGUCGCGAAUAUGACGUCAAAUGCAUAUAACGAGACGCCAGACAUGCUGACUUUCCUUGCAAGGAGCCAUGGCGAGACCCACCCAAGCGCUGAGGCUCCUACUCGCAGUAGCAGUCGGAGAACCGUUUCUGCCGCGGCUGUAGCAUACUCCCACGUGGAGAGGAUUCACGAAUUUGGUUCCGGCAGCUGCCGGGUCUUUAAUCUCCAAGAGGUGUCUCUCAAUCCACUCCGAGGCUCCGGCCCUGGUUCAGAGUCAGAGCAGCUGCAGGGCCACCCAGCAGACCACCACACCGAACGUUCGGCAGAAUCAAAUCUGGAAUUGGAUGCUGGUGCUGAGCUGGCGAAGCAUUCUACGGCAUUGCUGCUGCCGUCUGCAGUACCUCUCUCAGCUACCAGCAGCGGGCUUCUCGCCACGACUAGCAGCAGCCUGUUCACCACCACGAGCAGCGGGCUUCAAGGCUUUCUUGAGAAUUCUCAAAAAGCACCCACGACUAGCAGCGGCAUGUUCACCACCACGAGCAGCAGCCAUCAAGGCAUUCUCACCAGCUCUGCUGCCCUUCUCGCGCACUCUCUAACACCCACUGGCGCAGGCCCUGGCGAAGGGGCUACCGGCCGCAGCGGCAUCAUGGGGUGGAGCAGCAGCAGCGCACACUCCCCUCAGAAUCCCCUGCUCAACGCUCUACCACCCGCUGGCGCAGGGUCUGCUGCAGGAUUCGCUGCAUGGUCUGCUGCAGAGCCAGCAUCAGAAGCUCCCCUUCGUCCCAGGCAGGGGUGGAGCAGCAGCCUCUUUUCCACGAGCACUCAGGCGCUUGCUUCCCAAGGACUUUCUGCCAGCGCUGCUGCCCUGGGAGCUGCUGACCCAAGCUGGUCUCCUGACACCCUGAUUGGAGGAGCCAGGCCAACCUGGGCGGCAGCUGGGUCAACCUGGGCGGCUGCUAAGAUAGCAGAUCAGAAGAGAACUUCUCCUGCGGGAUUGGAACGAGAUUUGGGCCGGAGGAGGCUGCCUGGCUUGGGGGCAAGUGGUAUGAGUGGGUUGAGUGGGAUGAGUGGGAUGAUUGGCAUGAGUGGGGAGAGCAGGAAGGUUGGCCCCAAGUCACCUCAGCCAGAGCUCCCGGACCUGAACGAGCCUGCUGAGGAGGUGGCUAGGGAGAGGAGGGGCGGGCCGGACCUAAACCUGUCGGACGUGAAUGCGCCGGACCAACAGCACCUUGCUGACUCAGCAGGGUGGGCAGGCGAUUCUCAAGCGCGGCAGUCUCAGCAGCGCGUCAGCUUCUCAGACAGGCCAUCGGCAGUGGUGCUGCCGCAACAGCAGAUUGCAAGGGAGAGAAGCAUGCUGCAACCGCAGGGGGGUACAGUGGCAGAUAGUAAUGAGAGGAGCCUGCUGGCAGAGCUACAGACCUGGAAGCAGCAGAUAGAGAUGGCGCAGGGCACGGGCAGCGCAGGCAAAUUGAUAGGACCCCCACGGCCAGACUCCAGCCUGAGAGCUGAGAGUGGUUAUGGGGAUGUAGUGGGUGAAAGGGGUUUGCAGGGGGAUAUGAUGGUACCGGGUUAUGCAGACGGGCAAGUAGGCGAGGAGGUGGGAAUGGAUGGUGGGAAGGAGGGGCGGCUUGCAGCGAAGCUGUUGCUGCUGCGGCUGAAACGAGCCCGGCCAUCCAGUGCCGCUUUGCAGAUGGCGGAUGCCUCUCCGAUGUUAGAUUCCUCUCGGGUGGACCGUGCCUCCCGUCGGGCGACUGCCGCCUCUCUCUUUCCGCAUGCGCGCUCUACCUCGUUGGCAGAUCUCUCUACCGCUGUCACUACUGCUGCUGCUGCUGCUACUUCUGCUGCUGCGGCUGUGGCUGCUGGUGCUGCUGCUGCUGAUGGUGGUGGCAGGGCUCCGGCUGAUGCGACAGCUGCCUCUGCUGAUGCUGGUGUUGGCGCUACAGCUGAUCAAAUGCCUUUCCACAGUACAAAGAGGUCAAAGACGUGGGGUGGGCGGGGCUACGACUCGUACCUAGGCAUGGAUCCGACGCGUUUUGAGACGCCCCAAAACCUGAUUCCUGUCACAAAGACGUGGGGUGGCGGGCGAUGCUACGACUCAUACCCUGCCAGGGAUCCAAUAGGGCAAUACCCCCUGAAUGUUUUCGACCCGAUGGCUGGAAUCACGGCGCCUGCUGCUGACGUGGCAGUGCCAGCUCAGCAAGGCCCACGCAUCGCCAGAAAUCCAUAUUCACGGCGUGGUGUGGCUGACAGGAGUGAUAGCCUGCAUGCUCCUCCUAUCUAUGCCGGUGAACUUGGCACUCAGAUUGCGGCUCUUGCUGCUGCCGAUGCUGAUUCUGAUGCUGCAGCAGAUGUCGCUGCAGAAGAGGCCUCCCGGUCCAUUGGUGUGGGGAAUCUUUUUGACAGGCAGCAAGAGCGACAGCAAUGCCCGCAGCCAGGGGAAGUCAGCCCCUUGACGCAGAAGGCUGCAGAAUUGCUUGGAACCAGCAUGUUUUCUGUGAGUGGACCCGAUGAUGGUGGCUUAGUGGCUCCCUGGGCCGAGGGCCAAGGGGUGGAUAGGCUUUGGCAAGCAGCUGGAGGGAGUGAGAAUAAAUUUAAGUGCAGCAGAUGUGACAGGGCGUUUCCCACAGGGCAGUCUCUAGGGGGACACAUGCGCAAGCACUACGCAACGAAGAAAUCUUAUUCUGGAGGCUCUGCUAGGUCGAGAAGAAAAGGAGCUUCUCCUGAUGGCAUGUCAAAGGGCUCGAUAUACCAGGAGCCAUCAUGAAGGUCCCAUUGCAAGCUACACUGGUUGUGGUUCAGAUUGUACAGGAUCAGAUGUAGCACAUUCUUAGUAGAGAAAGAAUUGACUAGAAUGAGGUGGUACAAGGAGAUAUAACCUAAGGGGUUGUACUAUAUAUAAGCAUGCACCUAGUUAGCCUAUAAC